AUGCUCUGCGAGGGAGGUGGCCAUCCCCACUGCUCCUCCUGGUCCUCACUGCUCCUCCUGGUCCCCACUGCUCCUCCUGGUCCUCACUGCUCCUCCUGGUCCCCACUGCUCCUCCUGGUCCCACUGCUCCUCCUGGUCCCCACUGCUCCUCCUGGUCCCCACUGCUCCUCCUGGUCCCCACUGCUCCUCCUGGCCCCACUGCUCCUCCUGGUCCCCACUGCUCCUCCUGGCCCCACUGCUCCUCCUGGUCCUCACUACUCCUCCUGCUCCUCCUGGUCCUCACUGCUCCUCCUGGUCUUCAAUGCUCCUCCUGGUCCUCACUGCUCCUCCUGGUCUUCAAUGCUCCUCCUGGUCCCCACUGCUCCUCCUGGCCCCACUGCUCCUCCUGGUCUUCACUGCUCCUCCUGGUCCCCACUGCUCCUCCUGGUCCUCACUGCUCCUCCUGGUCCUCACUACUCCUCCUGCUCCUCCCUGCUCCUCCUGGUCCUCACUGCUCCUCCUGGUCCUCACUGCUCCUCCUGGUCCUCACUGCUCUUCCUGCUCCUCCUGGUCCUCACUGCUCCUCCUGCCCCUCCUGGUCCUCACUGCUCCUCCUGCUCCUCCUGGUCCUCACUGCUCCUCCUGCCCCUCCUGGUCCUCACUGCUCCUCCUGCUCCUCCUGGUCCUCACUGCUCCUCCUGCUCCUCCUGGUCCCCACUGCUCCUCCUGGUCCUCACUACUCCUCCUGCUCCUCCUGGUCCUCACUGCUCCUCCUGA
This is a messenger RNA of Knipowitschia caucasica, 756 nucleotides long. The record is from the annotation of a GenBank genome assembly. NCBI's taxonomy places the organism in Eukaryota, Metazoa, Chordata, Actinopteri, Gobiiformes, Gobiidae.